Molecule: messenger RNA, 4429 nt
Organism: Labeo rohita (rohu)
Lineage: Eukaryota; Metazoa; Chordata; Actinopteri; Cypriniformes; Cyprinidae
Gene: ncam1a
Product: neural cell adhesion molecule 1a
Exons: 21
Coding region: 208-3261 (1017 amino acids)
Biological process (GO): cell adhesion
Cellular component (GO): membrane
Molecular function (GO): protein binding
Source: RefSeq, a predicted model, not a curated record
CUCGCGCUGGCGGAUGAAUGUUGCGCGUGCUGCGGCUCUUGUCACUCAUUCGCUGUGCUGCUCGGAGCGCAUUCUGUGUCAACGGCUGUGGACCAAUUCAUGAUAUCACAGCAACCUGAAACAGGGACAAAGCAUCGUAGUCAUUUAGAUAAUAACUGAACCAACUCUACCUAUUCUACACGGAGCAUACCUUUGGAAGACAUUGCAAUGCUUCAGAUACGGGAUCUCAUUUGGACAUUGCUUUUCUUUGGUUAUGCAGCUGCCUUGCAAGUGGAAAUCACUCCGGCCCAAGGAGAGAUCAGCGUGGGAGAGUCCAAAUUCUUUUUGUGUGAAGUUGUUGGAGAUGCUAAGGAAAUAGACUGGUUUGCUCCCAAUGGGGAGAAGCUCCUGCCAGGCAGACCAGACAUCAGCGUCAGCAAGAAUGACGAGUCCUCGUCGACGCUCACAAUCUACAAUGCCAACGUCGACCAUGCGGGCAUGUACAAGUGUGUGGCGAAAAGCGGGGAUAAAGAAUCUCAGGGCACUGUCAUCGUGAAAAUUUUCCAGAAACUCACUUUCCAAAAUGCUCCAUCGCCUCAAGAGUUCAAUGAAGGGGAUGAUGCUGACAUCAUCUGUGACGUCAUCAGCUCGCCGCCCCCAACUAUCAUCUGGAAGUAUAAAAAGAUGAGAAUCCAGCCUGAGACUGAUGUCCGCUUCAAGGUCUUGAGCAACAACCACCUCCAGAUCCGAGGCAUCAAAAAGACAGAUGAGGGUGACUACACCUGCGAGGGCCGCAUUAUGGCCCGGGGAGAAAUCGACCUCAGGGUCAUCAAGGUCAUUGUCAACGUUCUGCCAAGUAUCAGGACCCGCUACACUGAGCUUAAUGCCACUGCAGACAUCAACCAAGCCGUGACGUUGGCCUGUUACGCAGAUGGCUACCCAGAACCCACCGUCACGUGGGCCCGAGGUAAUAUCGUACUGGAGUCAGAAGGAAAAUACAGUCUGAAUGAAGACGGGUCGGAGUUGACCAUCAAAGACGUCACUAAGCUUGAUGAAGGAGAUUAUCAGUGCAUCGCUAGAAACAAGGCCGGAGAGCGGAGCGAGGAAGUCUCACUCAAUGUGUUUGUGCAACCCAAGAUCACGUUUUUAGAAAACCAGACAGCCUCUGAAUUGGAGGAGCAGAUCACAUUAACUUGCGAGGCCACGGGUGAUCCCACUCCAAACAUCAUCUGGAGCUUCGGUCGACGAGUCUUCACCGAGAAUGAGCAGGCUUCAUGGACUCGACCUGAGAAGCACAAGAGUCUGGAUGGGAACGUGAUCGUGCGCAGCGAUGCCCGUGUGUCCUCUCUAACUCUGAAAUACGUGCAGUUCACCGAUGCCGGCCAGUACCUCUGCACUGCCCGCAACUCCAUUGGUCAGGACAUCCAGAGCAUGUACCUGGAAGUGCGCUAUGCUCCGAAGAUCCAAGGCCCUGCGGCGGUGUUCACCUGGGAGGGUAAUCCGGCUAACAUCACCUGCGAGGCCCUCGCUCACCCAGCCGCCUCCGUUUUGUGGUUUCGUGAUGGCCUGCUGCUGCCUAGCGCUAAUACCACCAACGUCAAGAUCUACAACACUCCUGCUGCCAGCUUCCUGGAGGUCACUCCAGAGUCCCAGAACGACUUUGGCAGUUACAACUGUACGGCUACGAAUGUCAUCGGCACAGAGUCAAAGGAAUUCAUUUUGGUCCAAGCAGAUGUGCCUUCGGCCCCCUCUAUCGAGCGUGUGGAGCCGUAUUCCAGCACAGCGAUGGUGGAGUUUGAUGAGCCUGCCUCCAGUGGAGGAGUGCCUAUUCUCAAGUACAAGGCUGAAUGGAGGAUAGCAGGCCAAGACUGGACUGACAGAGAGUACGAGGCUGAGGAUGGUCUCAACCAGGUCACCAUCACUGGGCUGAAGCCAGAGACCGCGUACGAGGUCAAGAUAUCAGCCAUCAACGGCAAGGGUGAAGGAGAAAGCAGCCCUCCUGAGAGCUUUAAAACCCAACCUGUCCGGGAACCUAAUCCUCCUAAACUGGAGGCUAAGCCAGUGUCCACAGGCAACGAGAUGAAGGUCCACUGGAUCAAGCAGGACGAUGGGGGUUCUCCCAUCAAACACUAUCUAGUGCGCUACAGAGCUAAGAAUCGCUCUGACUGGAAGCCGGAGAUCCGCCUGCCCAGCGGCAGCGAAUACGCCAUUCUGCAAAGUCUGGAGUGGAACACGGAGUACGAGGUCAACGUCAUUGCCGAAAACCAGCGAGGACGAUCUGCACCCGGCGUCCUCUCCUUCAGGACCUUGCCAGAGCCCACCGCCAUUCCAGAAGAAAGUAAGUCACAUACGGUUAUGGAACAACAUAAAGAAACCAGCUCAGGGUUGAGCACCGGAGCUAUCGUGGGCAUCCUCAUCGUGGUCUUCAUCCUGCUCCUCUUUGGUGUGGACGUCACGUGCUACUUCCUCAACAAAUGCGGGCUCCUCAUGUGCAUUGCCGUCAACUUCUGUGGCAAGUCUGGGCCCUCUGCCAAAGGGAAGGAUAUUGAGGAGGGAAAAGCCGCUUUCAGUAAGGAUGAAUCUAAGGAGCCCAUUGUGGAGGUAAGGACUGAGGAGGAACACACACCAAACCAUGAAGGAGGAGGACCCACCGAACCCAAUGAAACCACCCCUCUGACCGACCCUGAGCACGCUGCUGACACCACAGCAACAGUAGUGGACUUGCUCCCCUCUGUAACCACUAACUCAGACCCCGGCACUGACAGUCCUGCUAGCGAUAGCACCACCCUUACCUCAAGCACCGCCCCUGCGGCCGAGCCUAAAGCGGCCCCUAAAGCCACCCCCCAAUCCAGCACCCCCAAACCUAGCGUCACCUCUCCUACUUCCCCACAAGCUGCUCCUGCAGCCGUGGCCCCUCUGGUGGACCUGAGCGAUACGCCCUCCAACCAGACCUCAAAGCCCUUAGAUGAUUCAACCCCUGCAGAUCUGGCCAAAGCCGACGGCCAGAGCCCGGCUGAGCCGGCCAGUGCCCCCCAAAGUAAGGACUCUCAGGUACAGGGAGGAGCCCACCAGACCACAGAUAGUGACCCUGCCAAGGAAGCGCUGGGCAAGCCCUCCAGCGACUCCUCCAGCGCACCGUCCGCACCCAACCAGGACGAUGGUAAAAUCAUUGUAGAUGACAAAAGUAAAGCGCUGGAGACGGAGGCAAACAAAACCCCGGCGGAGGUGAAGACAGUCCCCAAUGAAGCCCCCCAAACGAACGGCAACGAGAGCAAAGCAUGAUCCGAAAUCGGCGAGCGCACGACAGUCGCAGACAGACAGCACCACACCACCACCACCAUCACAUCUCAAAUACAAGGGUUUCUUUCUUCAGUGUCUUUGAGUUUGCAGAACAAAACACGUCUGUAGAUGUAUAGAGCGCCUAAAGUGCUCACACAUGCCUUUUAUUUUGUACUUUUCGAUUGUUUUUACUAUUGAAAUGUUUUCUUUGAUCAACGCAAGAAGGAAAGAUUCUUUACCUCUAGCGCAGUCUCCUUGACCUCUGUAAGAUCAGUGUCUUUCGAGAAAAUUCAGUAUGAGAUUUCACCUUCACACAAUCAACCCACAGUGCUGCGUUAAGUCCCGUUUAAUUACAUGCAGUAUUGCCAUUGUUAUUGUCUGCCACAUAUUAAUUUUCAAGGAACAUUUUUGAUGUUUUAUGUGUUUAAAUGUACAAAAGCAACCGCCUUUUAUUUUAUUUUCACAUUGUUUUUUAGAGCUAGCGAUAGAUUUGUAGCAUGCUUGCUUUGCAGAAUUAUUUUUCUAUACGUCCUCUUUUUUGUUUUAUCCAAGAAAUUUAUUCUGAUGUCCCUCUAGCAAACCCGACACAAACGAUUACGCAGGGUAGAGGUCUGAACUAGCGUUUAAGGUUAUACUGUACAAAUCACCACUACUACCUUUUCUUAUUUUGUAUGUUCUUUCAUAUUACAACACAUCCUAUUUUCACUGAACCUCAGAGUUUCUUCUUUACUUUAGGUUUUAAAUGAAAGAUGGAGAGUCAAAGAGGUCUCCCAUCCCGCAAGUCAUUUUAAAAAAACAUUAGGAACAACCUGGAGCUCUUAGAUAUGGAUCAAACGGCUGCUUGAGAGAAUACAGUACAAUACAGUGCUGCGUUACAUGCGGAUACAUCUGUUACUCAUGUGCGUAACGCUUGCGGGACGUCCUAUAUGAUGUCUGCCUGUUGCUCCCAUAGUACACUGUAAAACGUUUUUACCAGUUUCAACUUAAAAACUUAAGUUUAGCAGCCGCCUUAAAAUUUUAAGGUAAAUCAACUUAAAAGUACAAGUCAUUUUAACUCAUUUUAUGGUAAUGAGUUAAAAUGAUUUGUAGUUUUAAGUAGAUUUAUCUUAACAUUUUAAAGGAGAAGUUUACUUCCAGAACAAAAAUUUACAGAUAAUGUGCUCACCCCCUU